Acanthosepion pharaonis is the source of this 2343-nucleotide messenger RNA. The record is from the annotation of a GenBank genome assembly. Lineage: Eukaryota; Metazoa; Mollusca; Cephalopoda; Sepiida; Sepiidae.
AUGUAUCUAUCUAUGCUCAUUUUCUUUCUAUCUAUCUUUGUUCAUAUCUAUCUAUCUCAGUCUUUUCAUAUCUAUCUAUCUAUCUAUCUAUCUAUCUAUCUAUCUAUCUAUCUAUCUAUCCAUCUAUCUCAGUCUGUUCCUAUGUAUCUAUCUUUAUAUAUUGUUUUAUUUCUGUCUAUCUAUCUAUCUAUCUAUGCUCAGUUUCUAUCUAUCUAUCUAUCUAUCUAUCUAUCUAUCUAUCUAUCUAUCUAUGCUCAUUUUCUUUCUAUCUAUCUUUCUUCAUAUCUAUCUAUCUUAGUCUUUUCAUAUCUAUCUAUCUAUCUAUCUAUCUAUCUAUCUAUCUAUCUCCGUCUGUUCCUAUGUAUCUAUCUAUAUCUGUCUGUACAUACCAACCUGUUUCAUCUGGUCUAUAUCUAUCUGUCUGUCUACCUAUCUAUCUCAGAUUGUUUUAUUUCUAUCUAUCUAUCUAUCUAUCUAUCUAUCUAUCUAUCUAUGCUCAUUUUCUUUCUAUCUCAGUCUUUUCAUAUCUAUCUAUCUAUCUAUUUAUCUAUCUAUCUAUCUCUGUUCCUAUCUAUCUAUAUCUGUCUGUACCUACCUACCUGUUUCAGUAGGUCUAUAUCUAUCAACGGAUCUAUCUUAGAUUGUUUUAUUUCAUAUCUAUCUAUCUAUCUAUCUAUCUAUCUAUCUAUCUAUCUGCUCAUCUCAUUUUCUACCUAUCUAUCUAUCUAUCUAUCUAUCUAUCUAUCUAUCUAUCUAUCUAUCUAUCUAUCUAUAUAUCUCUGUCUGUACAUCCUACCUGUUUCAGUAGGUCUAUAUCUAUCUACCAAUCUGCCUAUCUCAGAUUGUUUUCUUUCUAUCUAUCUAUCUAUCUAUCUAUCUAUCUAUCUAUCUAUCUAUCUAUGCUCAUUUUCUUUCUAUCUCAGUCUUUUCAUAUCUAUCUAUCUAUCUAUCUAUCUAUCUAUUUAUCUAUCUAUCUAUCUAUCUCAGUCUGUUCCUAUGUAUCUAUCUAUCUCUAUUGUUUUAUUUCUAUCUAUCUAUCUAUCUAUCUAUCUAUCUAUCUAUCUAUCUAUGCUCAUUUUCUAUCUAUCUAUCUAUCUAUCUAUCUAUCUAUCUAUCUAUCUAUCUAUCUAUGCUCAUAUUCUUGCUAUCUAUCUAACUUAUCUUUUCAUAUCUAUCUAUCUAUCUAUCUAUCUAUCUAUCUAUCUAUCUAUCUAUCUCAGUCUGUUCCUAUGUAUCUAUCUUUUAUAUGUCUGUACAUACUUUCAUCCGUUUCACGUCUAUAUCUAUCUACCCAUCUACGUAUCUAUCAUAGAUUGUUUUAUUUCUGUCUAUCUAUCUAUCUAUCUAUCUAUGCUCAGUUUCUAUCUAUCUAUCUAUCUAUCUAUCUAUCUAUCUAUCUAUGCUCAUUUUCUUUCUAUCUAUCUUUCUUCAUAUCUAUCUAUCUUAGUCUUUUCAUAUCUAUCUAUCUAUCUAUCUAUCUAUCUAUCUAUCUAUCUAUCUCCGUCUGUUCCUAUGUAUCUAUCUAUAUCUGUCUGUACAUACCAACCUGUUUCAUCUGGUCUAUAUCUAUCUGUCUGUCUACCUAUCUAUCUCAGAUUGUUUUAUUUCUAUCUAUCUAUCUAUCUAUCUAUCUAUCUAUCUAUCUAUCUAUCUAUCUAUCUAUGCUCAUUUUCUUUCUAUCUCAGUCUUUUCAUAUCUAUCUAUCUAUCUAUUUAUCUAUCUAUCUAUCUCUGUUCCUAUGUAUCUAUCUAUAUCUGUCUGUACCUACCUACCUGUUUCAGUAGGUCUAUAUCUAUCUACGGAUCUAUCUUAGAUUGUUUUAUUUCUAUCUAUCUAUCUAUCUAUCUAUCUAUCUAUCUAUCUAUCUAUCUAUCUAUCUAUCUAUGCUCAUUUUCUACCUACCUAUCUAUCUAUCUAUCUAUCUAUCUAUCUAUCUAUCUAUCUAUAUAUCUCUGUCUGUACAUACCUACCUGUUUCAGUAGGUCUAUAUCUAUCUACCAAUCUGCCUAUCUCAGAUUGUUUUCUUUCUAUCUAUCUAUCUAUCUAUCUAUCUAUCUAUCUAUCUAUCUAUCUAUCUAUCUAUGCUCAUUUUCUUUCUAUCUCAGUCUUUUCAUAUCUAUCUAUCUAUCUAUCUAUCUAUUUAUCUAUCUAUCUAUCUAUCUCAGUCUGUUCCUAUGUAUCUAUCUAUCUCUGUCUGUACCUACCUAUCUACGGAUCUAUCUUAGAUUGUUUUAUUUCUAUCUAUCUAUCUAUCUAUCUAUCUAUGCUCAUUUUCUAUCUAUCUAUCUAUCUAUCUAUCUAUCUAUCUAUCUAUCUAUACUCAUAUUCUUGCUAUCUAUCUAA